Messenger RNA from Purpureocillium lilacinum, 1239 nucleotides. RefSeq names its product palmitoyltransferase swf1. Gene Ontology annotation, molecular function: protein-cysteine S-palmitoyltransferase activity. Gene Ontology annotation, biological process: peptidyl-L-cysteine S-palmitoylation; protein targeting to membrane. The record is from RefSeq and is a predicted model, not a curated record. NCBI's taxonomy places the organism in Eukaryota, Fungi, Ascomycota, Sordariomycetes, Hypocreales, Ophiocordycipitaceae. Gene Ontology annotation, cellular component: Golgi apparatus; endoplasmic reticulum.
AUGACGCCGUUCAAGUGGGCGGUCGUCUUCGUCCUGUCCCUCUCCUUCAUGGUCUUUGUGACCUUUUUCGGAAGGCUGCCUGCGUUUAGGAAAACGCCCAUCGCGGCGCUGCAUAGGCUGGUAUGGAUCCAUAUCCCCAACGCCGGCAUCGCCGUCGACAACAUGAUCACAGGCGGCCGGCUGUUCAGGUCGCUGUCGCGCUUCGGGAACUUUAUGAUGCAUGACCGGCAUCCCACGGUGGUGAUCUUCUUCCUCGCCAUCCUCGUUGUUGCCGAGUACAUGUACCUCCCGUCUGCGUGGCCGCACCUGGGCACCUUCACCAAGUUCUCCGCCAGCAUUACCGUGUUCUUGCCUUACUUCUUCCUCUAUCUCGCCUGCGCCAGCGACCCUGGCUAUAUCACACCCGCCAACCAUGCCUACCACAUGUCCCUGUAUCCCUACGACCAUGCCCUCUUCCACCCGGGCAACAAAUGCAGUACUUGCGGCAUCCUCAAGCCGGCGCGUUCAAAGCAUUGCAGCAUAUGUAAGCGCUGCAUCGCAAAGGCGGACCACCACUGCAUCUUUAUCAACUCGUGUGUCGGCUACGGCAACCACCACUGGUUCAUCCUCCUCCUUCUGUCGACCGCGGUGCUCACCACCUACGGCGCCCUGCUUGGCCUCUCCCUGCUGUCUACCGCCAUGCGCGUGCGCUUCCCAGAAUUCCGCCUGUGGAAGCCCCGUGGCAUGACAACGACCGUCUACGCCGCCAUCUGGGGCGCCGGCAUCCAAAGCAAUGUCCGCCUCGGCGCCACCACCCUCCUGGCAGUUCUGACCACCCCGCUGGUAUGGGGUCUGCUCAUCUACACGCUAUACUUGGUCUGGGCCGGCACUACCACCAACGAGUCCCUGAAAUGGUCUGUGUACAAGGAGGAUAUGGACGAUGGGUUUGCCUUCCGCCGACCACUGCCGGCAAGGAGGAAGAGGGAUCCGCAGAUGGAACCCCCUUGCGCCCGGUGGCCCGUAGAGCCAGAGCAAGUGCUUGUGGCGACCUCGGACGGCGAGCCCCCGAUCGACGACUUGAAUCUUGCCGGCGAGGGCGAGUGGGAGCGCGUCUGGAGUCUCAGACAUGUCGAGAACCUGUACGACAUGGGGUUCGGGGACAAUCUCGCAGACGCCUUUGUGCAAGACUAUGCAUUCGGUGGUCGAGCUGAUGAACCGCCUGCCGAGCGUAGGAGAAACGGGAAAGCCACACGAAGCUAG